Messenger RNA from Rotaria sordida, 789 nucleotides. The record is from the annotation of a GenBank genome assembly. Lineage: Eukaryota; Metazoa; Rotifera; Eurotatoria; Philodinida; Philodinidae.
AUGAGCAAAAUUGACCAAAAUCAACGCGUAAAACGAGCUUACUCUUUAACUGCUCAACUUAAAAAUAUUGGACCAACAAGUAACGCAAAAACUAAAUUUAUUCUUGAAUCAACACCCUUCGAUAACGAAGAUGAAUCACCAUCAUCAGGAGAUUUGACUAUUGUUGGUCGACUAUUGCCGAAUUCUGAUAUUUACAAACAAGGCUCUAUUCGAAUUCACAUGAUAUUAGGACAAGAAUUUCCAUUUAAAGCACCAAAAGUAUUUGUAAGACAACCAAUAUAUCAUCCUAAUAUUGAGAGAGAUGGUAAAGUAUGUACUAAUCUCUUGGUUAAUUCAGAGGCUUGGACACCAACAACAACUUUAGUCCAAAUUAUUGAAGAAGUAACCAACAUAAUUGAUAAUCCUUGCACGGAUCAAAUUAAACAUCCUGAAGCGGCUAGUUUAUAUACUACUAAUAAAACGGAAUAUAAUCGUAUUGCAUCAGAAAUGUUUAAACAACAUGAAACAUCGACAAAUAAAUCUUUUGUAUGUCCAUGGUAUUGUUAUCCAGCUAUUAUAUUUAUUAUUCUUAUUUGUUUAAUUAUUCUUACUAUAUGUUUAUCAGCAUGUGAUUAUCAUUCUUCAAAAAAACAACAAGAAUCAAAUGUUAUUAAACAAAAAACAAUUUCAUUAGAAAAUAAAGACGAUGAUGACAAAAAGACAGUAGAUAGUAUGUCACAAAAAGUAUUGAAAAAAUCUCAAGAUGAUGAUGCUAUUAGUUUAACUAGUACUAAUUCGGAGAAAAACUAA